Molecule: messenger RNA, 171 nt
Organism: Vairimorpha ceranae
Lineage: Eukaryota; Fungi; Microsporidia; Nosematidae
Exons: 1
Coding region: 1-171 (56 amino acids)
Source: RefSeq, a predicted model, not a curated record
AUGUUAAGAUUCAAACUUUUUAUAUAUAUAGAAGAUUUAAUUUUUUUAAAAAGUUAUAUUUAUUUAAAAACGAAACGGACCAGGAAUUUUUUUUUUUGUGCUUUGAAUAUUUUUACUUUAAGGUUUUUAAAUCUUAAACAAUUUUCUCAUAACACCGUGGCAUCAUUUUAA